Lachancea fermentati is the source of this 1413-nucleotide messenger RNA. NCBI's taxonomy places the organism in Eukaryota, Fungi, Ascomycota, Saccharomycetes, Saccharomycetales, Saccharomycetaceae. The record is from the annotation of a GenBank genome assembly.
AUGCUCACAAGAUCAAGACUCCUCCCAAAGCGAUGGAGUUUCACUCUUAAACGCAAGAAGUCUUCAUUUGCAGCUGCAUUGGAAACUGCUGCUAGACUUGUGACUCCCAAGAUGUUAUUGAACAACCCUGUUUCAUUAGUCUCCAAGGAAAUGAAUACGUUAGCAAAAAAUAUUGUGACCCUUAUGGGUUCUGGACACCCUACUUUGAAUAGAGUUACUGGCUACUAUUUCGAAGCAGAAGGUAAGAAGGUACGCCCUUUACUGGUUCUUUUACUUUCCAGGGCCCUAUCAGAAAUUCCGAUUGAAAAUAGGGAUCGUGUGAAAGUGGACUUUGCUGACGUUCCUGAGGAUCCAGUUUACUCAAAGCCGCCUCAAUCACUUCUUUUCCAAAGACCAGCCAAGAGCAUAUCGCCAUUACAUAUAUUACAUGGUAUCAAACCUCUGAAUCCGUUGACCAGAGGGCCAGAACCGCUACCUGAAGAAUUUGAUAAAGACAGAGGUAUCUUACCAAAACAGAGAAGAUUAGCCGAGAUAGUAGAGAUGAUUCAUACAGCUUCACUUUUACACGAUGAUGUCAUUGACCAUUCUGAUACAAGGAGGGGGCGGCCCAGCGGCAACAUAGCGUUUACAAACAAAAUGGCCGUACUUGCAGGCGAUUUUCUUUUAGGCAGAGCUACUGUUUCAAUUUCAAGACUUAGAAAUCCUGAGGUUGUUGAAUUAGUCUCAAAUAGCAUUGCCAAUCUUGUCGAAGGUGAAUUCAUGCAGUUAAAGAAUACAGCCAUCGAUAGAGAUACAGCGACGAUAAACAAUGGAGCACAGAGGGUCCCUGCCCUUUCAUCCAAAUUUGAUAAUCCUGUUCACGAUUACCGAGUACCUACAACUCACAAUGGCUCUCAAAUUACACACGAAACCAUGAUUGAAACAGCAUUUGAGUACUAUCUCCAUAAGACAUACUUGAAGACUGCAGCACUGAUUUCAAAGUCAUGCAGAGCUGCUGCAAUAUUGUCUGGUGCCAGAGAUUCUGUUGUUGAAGAUUGCUACGAGUUUGGAAAGAACUUAGGAAUAUGUUUUCAGCUUGUUGAUGAUAUGCUCGAUUUCACUGUCACUUCGAAAGAUUUAGGUAAACCUGCUGGUGCCGAUCUUGAGCUGGGGAUAGCCACUGCACCAGUUUUAUACGCAUGGAAGGAAGAUCCAUCUUUGGGGCCUCUUAUCCAACGUAACUUUUCGCAACCAGGAGAUGUCCAACGUACUGCUGAAGCCGUCAUGAAUUACAACGGCGUUGGUAAAACGAGAGACCUAGCACAUGAAUAUAGGGACAGAGCUCUUCAAAAUUUGCGACAAUCCCUUCCGGAAUCGGACGCACGUUCUGCUUUAGAAUUUCUGACCAACAGCAUUCUGACGAGAAAGAAAUGA